AUGGCGGUGGCUAAGAGGCGUCUUUCUUGGUUGGAUGAACGCCUCCGUGAUUUACAACCAAAAUCCAUGGCGUCUGUACCUCGCUCUCCCGCAGCAAUGGAAUGGCGGUGCAGGCCAAUGCAGCAGGUGUUCACUCUGAAGACGCCCCAACUUGUUCAAACAAGUAUGAUGAUUUUACAUGGAAGACUAGUUUUGUUAGACCCAUGCAAUCAGAAGUUGUCAAUGCUCUCCGUGAGAGGUGACGGCGCAGCGCGAGCAUCGUUGAUUCUUUCGAACUUUCAUCACACCAAGGAAGCACUGACCAAGGAAGAUUUUUCUUAUAUAUUGGAGUAUUGUGCAGAGGCACCUGAUCCUUUGUUUGUUAUGGAAACUUUGGAACUCAUGGAGGAGAAGGCCAUUGGCAUGAGUAAAAGUAUCUACAGAUAUGUCAUUAGAGCUCUGAGCAGAGGGGGAUAUGAGAAGGAGGCACUUCACUGGCUGGCUCUUCUUGGGGAGAAAGAAAGCACUCAUGCCACUAUACCGAUUUUUAAUAUCUUUCUAAAUGCCUGUGGAAGUAGAGAAAAUCUGAAGGAUGCUGAAUGCUGUCUUGAGAUACUGGAAAAUCUUUUUCUUGGGAAGUCUGAAAUAACAUACUGUGAGCUUUUGAAGCUUGCAGUGUUACAGGGAAAUUUGCCUGCAACUUAUGAUAUCUGGAAGGACUGCUGUAGGUAUUAUAGCCCAAGCAUUAUCAUGCAAAGGAGACUUAUAAGGGCUUUAACUGCGCUAGGUGACCUUCAAUCUGCAUAUCACAUCUUGCAGCAUAUGGUAGCCCUUGCUGCACGAAGCUCUGACUAUCUGAGGGUGUCUUCUAAAAGAAGAUACCAGUCAUCGAGACUAGACAUUCCUGUACCUGCUUUGAAUGAAUUUGAAGAUCUCACCCUGCCAUCAUGUCAAGGGAAGCUGGCUACUGGCGAACAUUUGGUUGAUGCUCAGCCUGAGCUAUUUGAGGAGAAAACUCGGUCAGGCAACAAUCUUUCUUAUAAGGUUGGAGUAGAUGGUGUUGCAAAUACAUUGAAGUCUGCACCAAGUGCAGUAAAACAAAUUUUGAGAUGGGCGUUCAAUGAUGUUUUGCAUGCAUGUGUACAGUUUAACAACUGUCAGUUAGCUGAGCAUUUAUUUACAGAGAUGCAAAAAAUUGGAUUGCAACCAUCAAAUUUUACAUAUGACGGCUUUGUUAAGACUGUGAUGGCUGGGAAAGGAAUUGCAUAUGCCAACAAAGUGAUUAAAGCCAUGGAGAGAAGGGGCAUUGGACUUUACAGUGAUACACUUGCUGCUCUCUCAGUAGGUCAUAGCAAUAGUUCACAGUUGGAUUUGGCUGAGGAACUUUUGGAAAGAAUUUCAGAGAUAAAACCAAAGCAUCUUCAUGCCUUUAAUGCUUUGCUUUCUGGAUGUGCGAUUAUGAAUGAACCAGAAAGAGCUGUGCGCAUACUAGCUAAAAUGAAACAUGUGAACAUGAAGCCAACUCUCAGGACAUAUGAACUUUUGUUUUCUCUGUUUGGAAAUGUAAAUGUCCCUUAUGAAGAAGGAAAUGUGCUCUCUCAUGUUGAUGUUUCCAAAAGGAUAAGUAUCAUUGAGAUGGACAUGUUUAACAAUGGAAUCCAACACAGCUUUGUGUCUAUGAAGAACUUGAUACGAGCUUUUGGAUCUGAGGGGAUGAUAGAGGAAAUGCUGAGGUACCUGAAUAUAGCAGAAAAUAUUUUGUGGAACAUAAAUCCUUAUCAGAAGAGUGAUCUAUACAGCAUUGCGUUGCAUGCUCUGGUUGAUCUGCGAAGGAAAUGCACGAUCAGCAACCUAUUAAGUUUGUUCCGAUGUGACAAAAUGAGGAUUAUUUUAUCUCUCCUCUUUGUAAAGCAUACUCACAGAGCAGUAAUUAUCUUCAAAAUCAUGAGAUCAUGCAGCCUUCCAACUAAUAUUUCAAUUUAUAAUACCAUGAUAGAGUGCUGCAAAUGGUUGCCAUGUUUCAAAUCAGCUAGUGCUUUGCUGUCUUUGAUGCUCCGAGAUGGCUUCAAUCCUAAGGUUGUGACUUUUACAUCACUCCUGAAGGUUGUAUUAGCAAAUAAUAAUUUUGAAGGGGCUCUGGAUCUGCUUGAUAUAUGCAAGAUUGAAGGACUUCAGCCUGACAUACAGAUUUUCAACACAGUACUCUCACGUGCAUAUGCUAGAGGUCAAAUUCAUGUCCUUGAAUAUAUUGUGGAGUGUAUACACCGAGCAAAAAUCCAACCUGACCCAUCAACACUUUGGUACACAUUUUGUGCCUACGAGGAGCAUGAACUGUACAAUACUGCAAUUGAGGCAUUGCUAGUCCUCAGCAUGAGAAUGAUAUCUGAGGAUGUCAGCAUUCUUAGUGAGAAAAGAAUUGUUUUUGAAGAUCUAAUCCUCAGUGAAGAGCCUGAUGCUGAAUUAAGGAUCAUAAGGGCAUUCCAAGCUGGUGAAGAAUUUCUCGCGACGGCUUUACUGAACCUAAGAUGGUGUGCCACAAUGGGUGCCACCAUAUCUUGGUCACCAGAGGAGAGUCUUUGGGCAAGGAGGCUGGCAUCCUCGUAUGAUGCUAACAAGGGACCACAUAUAAACCCCUCGGAUGUUCCCAAAUCUUGGUGA
Molecule: messenger RNA, 2637 nt
Organism: Miscanthus lutarioriparius
Lineage: Eukaryota; Viridiplantae; Streptophyta; Magnoliopsida; Poales; Poaceae
Source: the annotation of a GenBank genome assembly